GUUAUGACGUUAUGGUUGUUUUUUUUUUGUUAUUGAUAAAUGACUUUAUAUCUUGUCCAUUAAUUCAAUAACAUUUUUGUCAUUUUUAUUUAGAGAAGAGGAUAAUUAAAUAGAUACGAUUCAUUCAUUGGAUCCAGAAUUUAUAAACAAUACCAAAGUUCAUAAUACAAGAAAAAAAAAGAAAACGUUUCAUUUAAUUGAAAGAAAUGUACUGUCAACGUUAUCUAUCAACGAUCAUUUCGACACAACGAACCAUUUGUUCAUCGCCAUCGUUAUCAUCAUCAUCAAUAUUCGGGCAGCAUUUUCGUUUAAAUGUUAAUGAAACUACCAAACUAGUUUCAAAUGUACGAUGCUUGUCUAGUCAGUCACCGAUAUUCAUUCCACCAACAAUAAAAUCGUGUCAUGUGGAAAAUGAAUCAAUGUUUGCUUAUCAACCUAGUUCUAAGGAACGUAUAGAACUGGAACAACGGAUUCAAAACUAUCUUGGAACAGUAACCGAAAUACCAUUGGUUAUUGGUGGUGAAGAAAUAACCACCGGCAAUAUUGAAACACAAUUAGUACCAUUCGAUCAUGGCCAUAUUCUUGCUAAAUAUCACGUGGCUACACCAGAAUUGGCUAAGCAAGCCAUAGAGAAAAGUUUGGCUAAGAAUAUUGAAUGGUCACAGACUGAUGUUAAUCAUCGAAUUGAUUGUUUGCUGAAAGCGGCUGAAUUAUCUAGUGGCAAAUAUCGCCAAGAUCUUAAUGCGGCGACCAUUUUGGGUCAGGGAAAAACGUUUGCACAGGCCGAAAUUGAUUCAGCGGCUGAAUUGGCUGAUUUUUUUCGUUUCAAUGCACAUUACCUCGAGCAGAUUUACCGUUAUCAACCAUUGAGUCCUUCGCCAUCAGAGACUAGAAAUGCUUUUCGUAUUCGUGGUUUGGAAGGUUUUGUUGCGGCGAUAUCACCAUUUAAUUUCACGGCCAUUGCUGCCAAUCUUUCAUCAGCGCCAGCAUUGGUUGGCAAUGCUGUCGUCUGGAAACCAAGUCCAAAUGCUUUACUUUCGAAUUGGAUCGUAUUUAAAAUUCUUCGUGAGGCUAAUUUUGCCCCCGGUGUCAUCAGCUUUCUGCCAUCAACACCUGAAACAUUCAGUCAAAAUGUGAUUGCUUCCCCUGAUUUGGCUGCCGUAAAUUUUACUGGAAGUGUGGCUACAUUUCGUGCCAUUUGGAAAACGGUGGCAGCCAACUUGGACAAUAAUAAAACAUUUCCUCGAUUGGUCGGUGAAUGUGGUGGUAAAGAUUUUCAUUUCAUUCAUCCUUCAGCCGAUUUGGAUACUGCAAUUGCACAGACCAUAAGGGCUGCAUUUGAAUACAGUGGUCAAAAAUGUUCAGCUUGUUCGCGUCUGUAUGUACCAAAAUCUGUUUGGCCAACGGUAAAGGACCGUUUAGUUGAAAUAACUGCUUCACUAAAAGUUGGAUCACCACUCGAACCGGACACCUAUUUAUCAGCAGUCAUCAACGAAGCAUCAUGGGAUCGUAAUACAUCAUUUUUAAAUCAUGCAAAGCAAAAUUCAUCCGAUCACAAAAUAUUGGUCGGUGGUCAAUCGGAUAAACAGAAAGGUUAUUUUGUUCAGCCAACUAUUGUUAAAACUACGGAUCCUCGAAGUAAAUUAAUGACAACGGAAAUUUUUGGUCCAAUUUUGACCGUCUAUGUCUUUGAUGAUAAUAACAUUAAUGAAACACUUGACUUGGUGGACAAAUCAACGCCAUAUGGUCUAACUGGAGCCAUAUUUGGUCAAGAUCGUGAUUUUCUUCGUAAAGCUACAGAAAAAUUGAAAUUUGCAGCAGGAAAUUUCUACAUUAAUGAUAAAUGUACGGGAGCCAUAGUUGCACAACAACCGUUCGGUGGUGCACGACUUUCUGGUACCAAUGAUAAAGCUGGUGCUCCUCAAUAUCUUUAUCGUUGGAUUUCUCCACAGAAUAUUAAAGAAACAUUUGUUCCAUCACCAAAUUGGAAAUGAUCAGUUAACUAUGUUCCCUUAAGAAAAAAAAGUUUGAUAUCAAUUACAGAACUUUGACCUCCUCUUUAUAUUACCGGUUAAAAAAACUUAUUAAA
Messenger RNA from Dermatophagoides pteronyssinus (European house dust mite), 2089 nucleotides. It is a transcript of the gene P5CDh1, whose product is annotated as delta-1-Pyrroline-5-carboxylate dehydrogenase 1. The record is from RefSeq and is a predicted model, not a curated record. Lineage: Eukaryota; Metazoa; Arthropoda; Arachnida; Sarcoptiformes; Pyroglyphidae. Gene Ontology annotation, molecular function: L-glutamate gamma-semialdehyde dehydrogenase (NAD+) activity. Gene Ontology annotation, cellular component: mitochondrial matrix.